This is a messenger RNA of Exophiala bonariae, 1653 nucleotides long. RefSeq lists its product as uncharacterized. NCBI's taxonomy places the organism in Eukaryota, Fungi, Ascomycota, Eurotiomycetes, Chaetothyriales, Herpotrichiellaceae. The transcript has 3 exons. The record is from RefSeq and is a predicted model, not a curated record. Bases 1 to 1653 code for a protein of 550 amino acids.
AUGGUCGCGUGGGAAAACUUAGUGAAGAUGAUCGUAGGUCGAGGAUCGGCCGAAAAGAGCGAACAGCGACAACUGGACCGCCAAUAUAAACACGUCGAAGAAAUGAACAGGAACACCAACGAGGUGACCAGAGAGUCCCCAUUCGACAUCCCCAGUCCAACACCCUCAAUUACCACAAGAUACACUUCCCCAAAUCCCAGCAAAACAAGCGGCUCCCUUCGAUCGGCUCGUCCUACCAUCUAUAUGAGAUGUGCCUCCUCCCCCACCAUCCCUACCCUUACCACUUUCAAAUCACUCGAUGGUCCACCAGACAUAACUGCUCGCGACCUCACACACGAAGAGCUCAAAAGAAAUUACAGUCAGGGCAAUGUCUGGAACGUUCAUGAACAGCCUCUCCCUCCAAUGCCUCAGUUGAGUGGGUUUGGUCGAUUCCGAAGAUCAAUUGAUGCCACAACAGAGUGGCAAAUGGAACAUCUCGAUCGUCAUUUUGCCGAUUGCAAAGGCCUGUUUGCCAAUCAGUUUGGGGAUCUUCCACCUGCCGGCCUUGACCUUCCAUCUUGGAGGAUGUACAGAGCUCAGCACUCUCGGACUGCCAGUGCCGCUAGCACACGCAGCUCUGAGGCUGGGCGUUACGUUACCAGACCUGAAGAAUAUCUGGACAUCAAGACUGGUACCAGGAUCAGUCGGGGUUUCUGUCCUUCCACCACUUCCAGUGCCAACAGCUCAUUCAAAGAAGGCUACGGCUAUCAUCGCAGGGACUCCAACCUGUCUUCUCUGAGCAUGACCAGCCCAACAAGUGACGUAGACCAAAAGUUUGUCCGAAGAACAAGUCGACCAGCAUCUUCCCGCCGUGUCAGUCAACAAGGCAGCACAGCGUCAAUGAGUGGUCUGGGUUCUAUCAUGGAAUCACAGGAGGCUCUCCCUCAAGUACUUCGCAAACUUGAAAAACCUUGCGAGUUCGAUGAGAUGGGCAAUAACGAAAACGCCGUCGCCUCUGACGACGAUGACGACGAGGAGGACGAGGGGAGUAGUAACGACUGGAGUGAUGUGCUAGAGUUCAAUGGUGCCAAUCGACAAAGCAACCUCACCAAAGGGCUCCAACAAUUAUCAAUGUCUAAAGCCGGCCCAAAUGCCAAACCAGUGUUGACCAGGCAACGCACAAUUUCCGAUGACAAGAACGGUUCACGUGGACUCAAGAGAACAAUCUUUGAAAGGACCAAGUCACGCAAGCCUGUCAGUAGGAUAUCUACACACCCCCAACUCCACAAGAAACCUACGGCCGUCGUAUCAAAACUGGUCAAAGACAAAGUCGAGCAGACCUUGAGUUAUCAAGCAACAAGUCCAACUGCCAGUGGAAUAUCUCAACACAUUGAGAUACCUAAGAAGCGAACUGGUACCACUUUUUCACAAAGUUCAGGAAAGAGUUCCUGCACCUCCCCGACCCCUGGCACUGAUGGUUUCGUUACCGCCACUCCAUCCCCUGAACAUGUAGCUUCUCAUAUCUUGGCAUCAACACGAUCAGACACUUCGCACGAAACCUUGUUCAUUGGUGGUCUACCCAAAGAAGGUAUUCAUACUCCGUGUCGAGGGAGAUAUCGUUCUGGGACUGCCACAACAAUUCGUCCAGGUCACUCCGUUGAGGGUGACUUGUGA